Messenger RNA from Ectocarpus sp. CCAP 1310/34, 447 nucleotides. The record is from the annotation of a GenBank genome assembly. NCBI's taxonomy places the organism in Eukaryota, Phaeophyceae, Ectocarpales, Ectocarpaceae.
AUGCUGAAGGGGGGGAAAACAGCUGACAAUAGUCUAUUUCGGCGCGGUAGUAAGCGACUAUCCAGCGAGGGCGUAGAUGACGCGCUGAACGCCAAACACCUUGACGAGAUAAAAAAAGCCGAGCACCUCAAGAAAAAGCUCAAGGCGCACCAUGACGAAGCGCGCGCCAUUCUGGCCAAGAAGCUUCAAGUGGAGAAUGCCAGGACGGGACGUGUGAUAAAGACAAACUUAGGCAAGUACGCAAACCCCAAGCUAGCCCAGGGAGCGAAGGCUGCGGUCCUUGCGAGCGUGGUCGAAUAUCUCAACGGAGAAGAGUUCGUCCGGAUAGUGACGGCGCCUCUGAACUACCAAAGCCCCGACUUUGUUCGCGCGACGGAAGCCGAGUUAGGAGCGAUUGGGAUAAGCCUCAGCCUCACAAAUGCGCGGCAGAGGUGCGUGAUUGCAUAA